AUGUUCGUGCGGUCGCCAUGGUCGCGUGCAUCGAAGCCGACGCGCCACACGUGGAUGGCGCUGAUGAUGGAUGAGUGUGCCACCAUGGAACCGUUGCACAUUGCCGUCUUUGUACAGCGCACCUUCGAAGACAGCUGCCAGGUGCCAGCUAAGGAUUCGCCGGGGCGGCCGGGAAGCGUCGCCAACUGUGGCACGCAGUCCCCAGUCGUGGCGCAUCUGAGCUCCUCGUGUGCCUCUUCUUCGCCGUGGACGGUAUCUGGGCCACCGUCCGUGUCGAUUGCCGGUGUGCCGGCAGCGAAGGCGCGCGCGUGGGGUGCAGUGGCUCGCCUUCUGUGCGAGAGCGGCGACUGGGUUCGCGCAGCUGCUGUCGUCGAUGGGCUUCCUGUAUCUGUACAGCGGACUACCAGGCACAAGGCGGUGCGAGAUGAGUGGCCGCUGCCACCUUCCGUGAGAGAGUUGUGGGGGUGGGCACCGAAUGCCCUGACGGCAAAACAGGCGAUGGCAGCAGCGCCGCUCUCCUCCACCCCUGCCAAAACCGCUGCGGGACCCGUCCAGAGUUUUGCCUCAAAGCCGCGUGAGGCUCUCGCCGCUUGUCGCACCGCCGAACUUGUGCGCGUGGCCUACAGUUUGAGCCGGCCGCACGCAAUAGACGCCGCGUCAACCCUCUCGACCGAUGCGCCGGCGGCAUCCCUGCGAGGGCUCAAGUCGGAGCAGCAGGCGAUUGUAGCGGAGCUGCGUCGCCGUGGUGCCGUGCUAGAAGUGGUGCAGUGCGUUGUCAACUGGCAGCGGCGGCACCUCGCACUCACCGACACGGAGGAGGCGACCACCGCCACGUCAGCCGACACACGUGCUGGCGCCUUUGACGGGCUGAAGGCGGUGAAGACGGUGCUAUUCCCCUUUGCGCCCCCCCGCGGCGCUGGCGGCGGUGCACGUCAGCUGAGCGGUGCGGCGAGUACCGUCGAUUCUGUGUUUGAGCCUCGCUCAGCGGAAAGGAGCGGUCGGCCGCCAUUGUACGCAUUCGCGCAUCUGCAAGUGAUCCGCCAGGUGGCUGCCAGCCACCCCAUCCUGCUCGCCCGGUGCCUGCGAGACAGGACCGUCGUGGAUCGACUGCUGUGCCACGCAGGUGAGGGGGCUGCUGUGGAGGUGGCCCUGUUGCUCAUGAAGUGCAUCGCAGGCUUAGGCAGCGGCGGAACGGAGCGAGGACCGCCGGUGCAGACGCCUCUGGGCGAAGGUGAAGGCGUUGGAGCCGAGUUCACGACGGGGUCUGCCGCGUCUCCGCGUCUGCCAAUGUCACGCACAGCCAACCCCAGUGUGUCUGCCGCUGCCGGCACCGCAUCGCUGUUCUCGCAGGCCGCGUCGAUGCCCACGCCAUGCGAAGACGUCGCAGCUGCGGAGACGUGCUGGCGGGCACUGGCGGCGCUGCUCUUCCCUCUCCACCCGUACAUCCAUGCCCAAUCUAAGACCGGCAAGGAACAGCUUCUGUCAGCCUUGCUGGCCGCACUCCACGGGACGAAGCACACGAUCGCUGCGGACCGCGUGCACUCCAGAGCCACGUCGAGCGCCGCUGGCCGCGGGGUCUCUGUAUCGCUACGGGCACAGGGCGGCACGAGGACACAUCGCGGUUGCAGGACGCCUGCCGUGCUUUCCGACAAGGCGCGCUAUGCCGUCAAGGCUGCAGUGGAGUCGGUGUGCUCGCCGCUACUGAGCCACGAGCCGCAGGUGCGCUUUAUUCGCCUACCCAUGUUUGGCCAGCUGGCGAAGGCUCUCGGCGAUCUGGGCGUGCCUGUGCCGAACGCGCUGGCUCAAUGUCUGUUCCUGUGCAUGGCAGACACGGUGGCGCCACCAUUAUCUUUGGGCGCUUCGGACGCCUCUAGCGAUACUGUGACCAAGUACCUCUCUGACGCCCCGUCGAUUCGCUGGCUGCACGCGCUAGCCAUGCUGGAGGCCGCCCAUGAAACGUCAGCGUACCGUGUCUCCGCCGCUCACGAGCGUGCGAUCCUCAGCGGACUGCAGAGCAUCUCCAUCACGCGCACGUGGACCUCUGCCCUGCGCACUGUUGCCGCCUUCGAAAUGAGUUACGACGUAAAGCCGGACGAGCGCACCCUGCCAACGCUUCUCCUCAACCUCAAGCAGCAGUCGUGGCAGGACGCCUUCCGCGUGCUGCGGUACGUUCCUGGUGGUGAGGCUGACCAUGCCUCGCCGUCGAUCUUACGAGACUUGCAGCUGGUCGCACUGAAGCACGCUUCGUGGGUGGUUCCACUGCGCCUCAUGACGCACCUGCAGCACCGCCAGGCGGACGGCUUCAUGAACUACCUCUACUGCUUGUGUGCGGCAGCCCGCGGUGGGAGGGUAGAGCUGGCUCUGCACUUCUUUCGGUCGCUGAGGCACGGGCGAGGCCGGCACUCAGCUUUGCUUUCUCUCUCGCCGUACAAUGAGCUGACGGUGGCUGUCGCGGCGGUGGCGAUGCUGGACUACGACCAAGCAGAGGCGCUGGUAUCCUUCAGCGCGCGUGUGGCAGUCAUGCGUGCGGCUGGCGACACAGCCGCUGUAGCAGGCGAAGCGGCGGGGGAGUCAGACGGUCCUCUGCUGACGGUUGAUGGACGACACAUGGCUCAGGCGGCGCAUGCGUGUGCGCUACUCGCGUUGCGUCGCCAUCUCGAUUUGGCGUCUGUCCUAAAGGAAUGCGCGGCGGCGUCACUGCCGGCGGUGCUGCGGCGGGUGGUAGUGCUUCAUUGCCUUCUGGGACUGGAUCACCUGCACGCGCCUGUGAGACUCGUCUUCGACAUUGUUGGCUACCGGGCCAGCACGCGGGCGGAGGAUGCAGUGCCACAUCCGCCGGGGGCCGGCCAGAACCCCGAGACGGCGUUCCUCACUGCCGUGGCGGCAGAUCAGCAGCACGACGGCAAUUUUGAGACGCGGCAGCGCGGCACUGCGGAGCGUCGCCAGCGCCUGUACGUGCCCAUCGCGCACCAGAGACGGCAGAAGAAGGCGCUGGCGACGGCAUGGGGGCUGUUCAUGCGGGACCAGGAGGCGGCUCUGCCGCCGCAUGUCUCUUGCCUCGUUGCGGAGUCCAUGGUGGAGGAGGGGGUGGGGUCUGAGUAUCUGACAACGGCUCUGCUGUAG
Molecule: messenger RNA, 3123 nt
Organism: Leishmania mexicana MHOM/GT/2001/U1103
Lineage: Eukaryota; Euglenozoa; Kinetoplastea; Trypanosomatida; Trypanosomatidae
Exons: 1
Coding region: 1-3123 (1040 amino acids)
Source: RefSeq, a predicted model, not a curated record